Messenger RNA from Microcebus murinus (gray mouse lemur), 3853 nucleotides. It is a transcript of the gene CD300A, whose product is annotated as CD300a molecule. Lineage: Eukaryota; Metazoa; Chordata; Mammalia; Primates; Cheirogaleidae. Gene Ontology annotation, cellular component: plasma membrane. Gene Ontology annotation, molecular function: transmembrane signaling receptor activity. The record is from RefSeq and is a predicted model, not a curated record.
AUGACUGCAAGCUCCCAAGUGGCACAUUGCACACGAGGGUCAGAGUGUCCUGUGCUCACGUGGCCAUUCUGUGCAAGCUGGGGGCCCUUUUCCCAAGGCAUGCAUUUGUGAGUUUAUGUUUAUCUUCUCACCUCCAUGUGGACCAGGGAAGAAAGGGGCCCUGCAGUCUCCCUGUGUUCCUGCUCUGGGCUUAGCCUGAACUGGGUCCAAUGGGGGCCACACAGGAAGGAAGUUCACAACCUGAGGACCUCUGGGUCAAGUUGAAGACACAUUUCCAAGGCCAGGAACCAUUCAGGGACUCUGGGACCAUUGUGCCAACUUGGGGGUCCAGGCCUAGAGCUGAGGCCUCAUGGGAGGGACUUCCUGGGAUGGCCGCAUUGUGGGCGCCGCCCAGGGCUUGAGAAGCAGGCUGAGCUUGCCCCUCCCCGCAGCGCCACCCAUCCUGAGCACAAGGAAGUGGGGGAGGGUCAUGGAGCCUCUGUCUAGAAGGGGCCCUGGCCCUGCAGUCCUGCACACUAGGGAAGAGGGGUGGACAGAGGCCUGUGAGCUGCUGGGGCCACAGGGGGACAGGUCUCAUUGCUGGAAAUGGCCACGGAACCUGCAGGCUCAACCCGGCUUAGCAAGGUGGUACCGAGUUUCCAGGGGCAUCUCAGCCAGGCGUCCCCAAGCCGCCUCCAUUUUCUGACCAGCUCCAGGAAUAGAACCAAAAGAAGCUGAAUAAGGAAGCCACACGGCAACAAAAAAAGCAGAAGUGUCAGCCUUGGGAAUCUGAUCCUCCCCUGGGAGGUUUCGGGGGUUGAGGUCUCGGGUCCAGCGGGGGCCCAGUGGUGCUGCAGGUGGUGUUUGUGCUGGACACGGGACCAUGUGGCUGCCCUCAGCUCUGCUGCUUCUCUGGGUCCCAGGCUGUUUCUCUCUGGGUGGCUCCACGACCGUGACGGGCUCCGUGGGGGGGUCGCUGAGCGUGCAGUGUCGGUAUGAGGAGGAGUACAGCACUGCAAAGAAAUACUGGUGCAAAAGACGCUUUGUUGUACUAUGUGACAAGAUCGUGGAGACAAAAGACUCAGAGAGAGAAGCAAGGACAAGCCGAGUGUCCAUCACAGACCACCCUGCAAACCUGACCUUCACGGUGACCAUGAGGAGCCUCAGGGUGGAGGACACAGGCACAUACUGGUGUGGGGUCAACAGGCAGCUGUUUGAUCUCACCUCCGAGUUUGAGGUGUCCGUGUCCCCAGCAUCCACGCCGGUGGUGCCUAUGACUAUCACCACAGCCAGGACCUCCACGGUCACGACCGAAGUCCCAGCGGUGCCGUCCACGGCCCUGUCUGCAGUGAGUGCCACCGGCGGUGCCAGCAUCCAGGACGAACCCCAGAAGAGCUCGAGCCCACGGCUCCCGCUGCUGCUCUCCUUGUUGGCAUUUCUGCUGCUGCUGCUGGUGGGGACCUCGCUGCUGUCCUGGAGGAUGUUUCAGAAGCAGGUCAGAGCAGGUGAGCCUCUGCAGCUGUCCCAGGGCCCCAGGCAGGCUGCCGAGCAAGGCGAGCAGCACUAUGUGAACCUGGAGCUGCUGACGAGGCCCCUGCGGGAGGAGCCAGUGCCCCCACGGCAGGUGGAGGUGGAAUACAGCACCUUGGUUGCCCCCAGGGAAGAACUUCACUACACCUCGGUGGCGUUUGACCGACAGACCCGGGACUCUAAUGCCCACGGGAUUCCUGCCCAGAGGCCCGGGGAGCAGGAGCACGAGUACAGCGUGAUAAGGAAGAAGUAGACCUUGGUCCGGCCUGGACAUCUGGAGCUCUCCUUGGCCCCCAGGAAGCCUAGGGAUGACCCCUGUAGUCCUCACCCACGUCCCCCUCAGCCUGCUGUCCUCAACGGUGAUGACGGCAGGCAGCUGGGGUCCCCGCGGCUGUCCCUCUUACACCAUCAACCCAGCCAGCUUCACUGAGGACAGGCAGGGACGGGGCUUCUGGGGACCAUCUCAUCUCUCCUCUUUGUCCUUGUUUCGUCCUGGCUCUGUGUGCGGAGGAAGCAGCUCCUCCGUCCUGCCCCGUGUGGCUCCAGGGAAAGACCUGGCUCAGAUAGGACGUCACCUGCGAGUAACUUUGUCCAUCACAGCCCCACGGCAUGGCCGGGACUGCCUGGGCGCGGGCAGAAUAGAAUGCAAAGGUAUGCGUCCACGAGCGGCGAGCACGGGAGCGCCAAAGAUCAAAUCCCUCCCCAUUUCACAGACAGGGAAACUGAGGCCUGGAGAGAUGAGGGACUGUGUGUGGCUCUGGAACUGGUGGCAAGCUCCUUUGGACCAUUCGCUAGGGUUGUUUUUUAAUAUAAGAGGUAUCAAUACAGUUUCAAAGAUCCCAUUGAGGGAGAAGAACAAAGCUGUUUAAACAGUGCCUGCUCUGUGUCCACGAUCUUACACUAAGGAAAGCUCCCGGCUGUGACCCCAGAUGAGCACAGAGCACUUUGAGGGUGCAGCAUGUUGGGGACACGUUGCGAGGUGUCCUCACUGAGGGGGAGAGGGCUGGGCACAGACACUUCUCUCCACGACGGAGAGUUUUCUUGCUGGAAGAUUUUAAAUUUGGUGCAAACAGUUACCCGGGCUGCUUUGAGCCCGCAACCGUGGCCGAUGGCUUUAAAACCACACUUGUCACCUCUCGAGCUUCUGAGGUCUCAGUCAUUGUCUUUUAAACGCUUAUGGUUUGUGACUUGCUGGGGUUUUGUAAAUAUCAGUUGAAAGCAAAGGAUGCUUUUCACUUAAGGGCUUUAGACCGCUGCAGUCAUAAGCAAACUGCGCCUUUGCGGGCAGUUUCCUCCAGGAUGUGGGCCCAGCACUUCUAGAAGAUUCUUCAAAGGGUCAGUGGCCGCCAAAGGAUGGAGAGACACUGCUCCUGUUGUGUCAUCUUUAGAUUUCUAGUUAUCUGUGUGUGCACGGGAGUCAUUCCGGAUACGUUUUCCCUUUCGUUACUAAUGUUCUGAGAUGCAUAAGAGGAAAUACACACGUGCACGCGCAUGCACAUGUCCAUGGCGCGGCCCCACUGUGCGUGGCAGGGGCAGGAGGGCCUGCGGGGGCAGCUCACCCUGCUCCGGGCGGCCUUCAGCUCUGCAUCAGGCCUCGGCCGGAGCGGGCCGGUGGGGCCUACCUACAGGUCCUUCCUCCUGCAGGAGCGGUGGGCGCCGUCCUCUCUGUUCACCUAAACGCUCCACAGGCAGAUAGAUGUCACUCCGUUCUCGUCAGGAGCGAGCGGGCAAGCUGUGCCCAAAACUAGCAGAGAGUUGGGCCCCUAAGCAGCGCAGGCGCCGAUUCCGCUGUGGCCCCGGGCUGUAACAGAGGCUAGAGAGGGGAGGAGGAAGAGCCACCUCCUGGCCUGGGCUGGCUCCUCUCUCAAGGUUGAAGCCUGGUGCCCUGGGCAUCAUUCAUUCAUUCCACAGCAUUCACGGAGGACCAGCUCUGUGCCAGGCAGCAGGCUGGGCCCCGGAGCACAGGGAGGCAUGUGACACAGUCCCCCUCCACACCCCGCCCCCGGACUGUCAGGCUUGUAGGGGGGUAGACUCGGACCUGCUGCCUCUAGGGGCUGCUUGUCCUCCACUCACGGAAGGUGCCCGGCUAGAAUUCCAUCGGAGCCCAGGUAAAGAAAACAUUCCAAGCUUAAGCCAGACAGGGGCCAUCAGGGGUCGAUUAAAACAACAAGGCAAAGGUCCUGUUUCUUCUGUGCCCUGAGCUUGAAGUGAAAGGCCAACAUGGCAAGGCGGGUACAGUGGGAAGAUAGAAAGUUCCUGAGGGCCCUGCUGAACUCUGAGCCAGCCCAGGACCACCUACUCCAAGUUCACCUUGCACGAGACAAAUAAACCUAACAUCUCUGGA